Messenger RNA from Grosmannia clavigera kw1407, 1059 nucleotides. Its product is annotated as DNA replication factor c subunit. Gene Ontology annotation, molecular function: DNA clamp loader activity; ATP hydrolysis activity; DNA binding. Gene Ontology annotation, cellular component: Ctf18 RFC-like complex; Rad17 RFC-like complex; nucleus. The record is from RefSeq and is a predicted model, not a curated record. The coding region runs from base 1 to 1059 and encodes 352 amino acids. The transcript has 3 exons. NCBI's taxonomy places the organism in Eukaryota, Fungi, Ascomycota, Sordariomycetes, Ophiostomatales, Ophiostomataceae. Gene Ontology annotation, biological process: DNA repair; DNA-templated DNA replication.
AUGGCGCUGAUUGUCGACAAGCACCGGCCGCGGUCUCUGGACACGCUGACGUAUCACCCAGAGCUGACAGACCGACUACGAGCACUUGCUCGCAGCGGCGACUUCCCACAUCUGCUGGUGUACGGGCCAUCGGGAGCGGGCAAGAAGACAAGAAUCGUGGCGACGCUGAAGGAGCUGUACGGGCCGGGCGUGGAGAAGAUCAAGAUUGACGCGCGCGUGUUCCAGACGACGAGCAACCGGAAGCUCGAGUUCAACAUCGUGGCUUCGGUCUACCAUAUGGAGAUCACGCCGUCGGACGUGGGCAACUACGACCGCGUGGUAGUGCAGGACCUGCUCAAGGAGGUGGCGCAGACACAGCAAGUCGACCAGGCUGCCCGGCAACGCUUCAAAGUCGUGGUGAUCAACGAGGCCGACCACCUGACACGCGACGCCCAGGCAGCCCUGCGCCGCACGAUGGAAAAGUACUCGCCCAAUCUGCGGCUCAUCUUGCUGGCCACGUCGACGGCCAACAUCAUCGCGCCCAUCCGGUCGCGCACGCUGCUGGUGCGCGUGGCCGCGCCCUCGCACGACGAGAUCUGCGGCGUCCUGGCAGCCGCGGCGCAGCGGGAGGGCUGGCCGGCUGUGCCGGCGCUACAGCGCCGUGUCGCCGAGGGCAGCGGGCGGAACCUGCGGCGGGCGCUGCUGAUGUACGAGGCCGUGCACGCACAAAACGAGAAGGUAGUAGACAGCACGCCCAUCCCGCCACCCGACUGGGAAGCCCUCAUCGGCCACGUCGCCAAGGAGAUCAUGGACGAGCACACACCGGCACGCAUCCUGCAGGUGCGGGCGAAGCUGUACGAUCUCCUGACACACUGCAUCCCGCCGACGACAAUUCUGCGGACGUUGACGUUCAAGCUGGUGGCGCUGAUCGACGCCGAGUUGAAACCGGAGGUGAUCCGAUGGUCGGCCUUUUACGAGCACCGCAUCAAGACGGGUACCAAGGUGAUCUUCCACCUGGAGGCGUUCGUGGCCAAGUUUAUGCGGAUAUUCGAAAUGUACCUCAUGAGCAUGGACAUGUAA